AUGUCAGUUGGGAGACAGCGCUGAGUACGGCACCUGGGCGGACAGCUCAUAGUCGCAACUGCGGCUACAUGUAGCUCAUUGACACCUUUUUAAUAAUUAAGUCUUACGCUUCCAAAAUAUAGGAAAAAAGCAGGGUACAUUGUUUGUUUCUUGGUAAACCCGUCGCGAUCUCUCGCAACUGUUGUUUCUUGCAGCACAAGGAUGACGGCUCCUCUUGCUGAUCAGCUUGACAUUGUUAUCCCAACCAUCAGGAACUUAGACUUCUUGGAGGAAUGGCGUCCAUUCUUUCAGCCAUAUCACCUGAUCAUCGUUCAGGAUGGCGACCCCACCAAGAAGAUCCAUGUGCCCGAGGGAUAUGACUACGAGUUGUACAACCGCAAUGACAUCGAGCGCAUCCUAGGUGACAAGGCCUGGGCCAUCUCGUUCAAGGACUCUGCGUGCCGAUGCUUUGGCUUCAUGGUCUCGAAGAAGAAGUACAUUUACACAAUUGACGAUGACUGCUUCGUUGCCAAGGACCCGUCCGGCAAGCCCAUUAACGUGCUGGAGCAGCACAUCAAGAAUCUCCUGACUCCAUCGACGCCCUUCUUUUUCAACACCCUUUACGACCCAUAUCGGGAGGGUGCUGACUUCGUGCGUGGCUACCCCUUCAGCCUGCGCGAGGGUGUGCCCACUGCAACCUCCCACGGUUUGUGGUUGAACAUUCCCGACUAUGAUGCGCCGACGCAGAUGGUGAAGCCCAAGGAACGCAACCAGCGCUACGUGGACGCCGUUAUGACCGUACCAAAGGGCACCCUGUAUCCCAUGUGCGGCAUGAACCUUGCAUUUGACAGGGAGCUCAUAGGCGCUGCCAUGUACUUCGGACUGAUGGGUGAAGGCCAGCCCAUCGGUCGCUACGAUGACAUGUGGGCGGGUUGGUGCACCAAGGUUAUUUGCGACCAUCUGGGGGUGGGCUGCAAGACCGGGCUGCCUUACGUUUGGCACAGCAAGGCCAGUAACCCCUUCACCAACCUCCGCAAGGAGUACAAGGGCAUCUUUUGGCAGGAGGAGAUCAUCCCCUUCUUCCAGAACCUCACACUCAGCAAGGCUUCCACGAAUGUAGAGGACUGCUACCUCGAGCUUGCUGAUAAGGUCCGGAAAGGGCUGGGCCACAUCGACCCCUACUUCUCCAAACUAGCAGAUGGCAUGGUGGCCUGGAUUGAGGGCUGGCGCCUUCUGAACCCCCCAGUCGCGAGCGCAUAAUCGCGCCGUGAUGGCUCUUCCACGGGAGCCCGUGGCUACGAUAUUUUUUGGGGUUUUCGACCUUCGCAACUUCAGAUUCAUCCAUGCCUAUAUGUGGUUUUUAAGUCACGAGCAGGAAGUACGCUUGGGUGUCAGCGGGCAGCAGCGACGGUGGCUACUUUGUCUUAGUGGUGCCUGAAUUUAGGGUGUCCUUGGAGCUCUGGGAUUUCGAAGGCCAGAAUCCUGGCACUGUUAGAUUAAUAGUCAUGCCAUCGCCAGCACUUCGAAUAUGACAAUCGAUUAUGUCGUUCGGUACUUCACUUCAGGCGUCUGCAUGCCGCAUUUACCCGUCCUGCUGUGCGCCGGUGUGAUGUAUGCUGAGCGUAGGGUUAAGGUAACUGUGAUGCCCAUGUGGAUUUAGGUAAAUAUCAGGGCUGACCAUGAAGCUCGGGUAUUGUUCGGGUUUCGUGCAAAGUUCAAACUGCCUCGAAUUGCUCGGAUCAGGCGUUUAAAGCAUGGUGUCGGCCUGUCCAUUGGGCUAUUUGUAGCGACAUGGAUGGUUCAUUCACAGCUGUGUAAGCUGUUAUACUUGGUUUCGAAAUGUAAACGCCCGCGUACUUGGAAGUCAGCCUGAAGGGGAUUCUGUAAGACACCAUUAAAAU
Molecule: messenger RNA, 1880 nt
Organism: Volvox carteri f. nagariensis
Lineage: Eukaryota; Viridiplantae; Chlorophyta; Chlorophyceae; Chlamydomonadales; Volvocaceae
Exons: 5
Coding region: 202-1239 (345 amino acids)
Biological process (GO): UDP-L-arabinose metabolic process; plant-type cell wall biogenesis
Cellular component (GO): Golgi apparatus; cytosol
Molecular function (GO): UDP-arabinopyranose mutase activity
Source: RefSeq, a predicted model, not a curated record